AUUCGUUCUUUUGCACGAAUCGUCCACUCAGUAGCCAACACUAAAAGAAGCCAGGUCUGCUGGCCGAGCCAUUUGUUUCGCCAUUGAGGAGCUCCAACGUCUUUUUGGGGAUCUUGUAAAGAAAGACACUUGCAAGCUUCUCGUCAGUUUUGUUUUUUGGAGAGAGGGAGGGAGGGGGGCGGUCGGUCGGUCGGGUUGGCAGCAAUGGCCCCCACCCGUAAGCAGCACACAUCGACCGCAGACGGACUCAAACCUGACAGAAAGAUGAGGAAACCUCUGGUGGAGAAGAAACGACGAGCUCGUAUCAACGAUAGUUUACACGAACUCAGGGCUCUCAUUGCGGAUACAGAGCAACUCCAUUCAAAGAUGGAGAACGCUGAGGUACUGGAGAUGACGGUCAAACGUGUGGUGAGCAUCCUGCAAAAUCAGGCUCAAGAGGCGGAGGCCGUCGACCGAGAGGCAUGCGAGCGUUUUGCGGCUGGUUACAUCCAUGGCAUGCACGAUGUGCAUAAUUUUGUGUCUUACCUCCCGGGAAUGGACCCCACCGUAGCGGCCGAGCUACUCAACCACCUCCUCGAGAGCAUGCCCCUGCACGGCCAGGACCACCUCAGGGCCUCGUUCUGGGACGCAGACCCCUUCGGCGGCCCCGUCGCGCCGGAGCAAACUCCGGGUUUGCAGGCGUCCUCGGCCCCUUCCUCUUCCUCCGCCUCUAGCGACGACCUUUGCUCGGACAUGGAGGACACGGACUCAGAGGCAUCUUCUUCCGAGGAGUCGGAAGAAAGUCACAUUUCUUCAUCGGAAGAAUCCGAGUCGCCGGACGUGCCGGGAUGUGUGUCCUUAAAUGGGUCCAAAUCGGUUUGGAGACCCUGGUAGACUGAAGUGGUUGUCAGUGGUAUUAGUACUUAGUAUCGGUAUCAGUGAGUGCUGUGGUAGCGAUCAGAAAAAGAUCAACAUCUCCAACAUCACCGAUACAGAUAUUCUAAUUUAUUGUUACAGUAAUGACUUGGGCAUUAAUACAGUUGGGUGUAUUUUUGAGCAACAAAAUGGGGAAAAAAGUUAUGCAGCUAACUUUAAUACAUUUUUGGUGUUUGCAUAAAUCCAUCUGAUUAAAAGUUUGAAUGAUU
Molecule: messenger RNA, 1124 nt
Organism: Syngnathus typhle (broad-nosed pipefish)
Lineage: Eukaryota; Metazoa; Chordata; Actinopteri; Syngnathiformes; Syngnathidae
Gene: hes6
Product: hes family bHLH transcription factor 6
Exons: 4
Coding region: 205-873 (222 amino acids)
Biological process (GO): anterior/posterior pattern specification; regulation of transcription by RNA polymerase II; regulation of neurogenesis
Cellular component (GO): nucleus
Molecular function (GO): RNA polymerase II cis-regulatory region sequence-specific DNA binding; protein dimerization activity; DNA-binding transcription factor activity, RNA polymerase II-specific
Source: RefSeq, a predicted model, not a curated record